This is a messenger RNA of Saccoglossus kowalevskii, 708 nucleotides long. Its product is annotated as peroxisomal coenzyme A diphosphatase NUDT7-like. Lineage: Eukaryota; Metazoa; Hemichordata; Enteropneusta; Harrimaniidae. Gene Ontology annotation, biological process: nucleoside diphosphate metabolic process; coenzyme A catabolic process. The record is from RefSeq and is a predicted model, not a curated record. Gene Ontology annotation, molecular function: coenzyme A diphosphatase activity; magnesium ion binding; manganese ion binding.
AUGGUUAGUCGAAUUGCAAGGAAACUGAAGAACGUAUACAAUCCAGAUAUUGCAAGGUGGAUUGAAGAUUUGAAUCCUCCAAAGUCUGCUGUGCUGGUGCCAUUGUUUUUCAGACAUGAUGAUCUACGCGUUUUAUUCACUGUUCGUGCUGCACAUCUACGUUCACAUGGCGGUGAAGUCACGUUUCCCGGUGGUAAGGCGAAUGACUCGGAUGCUAAUUUGACAGAGACUGCGUUGAGAGAAGCAGGGGAAGAGAUCGGUUUGCCAAAGGACAGCGUUAAAAGUAUCGUGCAAGCCAUUCCGUGCCUCACAAACGAUUUGAACUCUGUUGCACCUGUCAUCGGAUUCAUUGACAGUCGAUUUGAACCUGUACCUAACAGAAGUGAAGUGUCUCACGUGUUCAGUAUGCCACUUGUUAAUUUCUUAUCGAAAAAGAACAUACAUUGCAUCAGACAAGUCCCCCUCUAUGGAAAUCGUGGUAGUAAUGUAUAUUUCAAGUACAAAGACAACGGUGAAACGUACACGCCAUCUGGGAUCACUGCAUGGAUUUCUAUUAUGUUGGCUUCUUAUAUUUUUGAUCGUUCUCCUGAUUUUAAGGAGUUUAAUCAAGGUUGUACAUCCGAUGACCCACAAGAUAUUGUGAAACAUGUAUACAAUAUGUAUGCACGAGCGUUUAACAAGAACCCAUUUGAAAAGAAACAUCAAUAA